Schistosoma mattheei is the source of this 850-nucleotide messenger RNA. Lineage: Eukaryota; Metazoa; Platyhelminthes; Trematoda; Strigeidida; Schistosomatidae. The record is from the annotation of a GenBank genome assembly.
CGCAAACUGAGUGGAGUUAUGUGCAUAGCCAUUCACUUCAAAUGUAAACAACCAACAUCGUGCGUCAUUUACGAGUUCUCUAUCACUCGACUGUAGUCCAUUAAGUAGCACGUGUCAGUUUGAUUCAGAAGUAUAUAAGGCGAAGAGAUGCAUAUCAUAUUAUCAUUCGAUAAAUUAUUCAAACGAUCAUUUCUACAUCGAAUCUAACACCAUGAACAGAACAUCUUACAAACAUAUAUUCACCGAAUCAAGAACUAGACAGAAUUUCGCCAAAGAAUGUGAAGAUGCAAUCAAUAAACAAAUCAAUGUGGAACUACAGGCUGCUUAUGAUUAUAUGGCAUUCUUCACUUAUUUCGAUCGAGAUGAUGUGUCAUUUCCGAAAGCAGCUGAAUUCUUUCGAAAAGCUUCACAUGAAGAACGUGAACAUGCAGAGAAAUUGGCCAAAUAUCAGAACAAACGUGGUGGUCGUGUUCAAUACAGUGAUAUCAAGUGUCCAACUAAGACAGAAUUCAGUGGUUUGGAGGAUGCGAUGAACACUGCAUUGUCGAUGGAGAAGGCAGUGAAUGAGUCAUUAUUGAAACUUCAUGAAAUCGCUGUGAAGAACAAUGAUCCAGCACUGACUGAUUUCAUUGAGAGUCAGUAUUUGCAUGAACAAGAAGAUGCAAUCAAACAAUUUGCUGACUAUGUGACAGAGACAGAUCGAGUUGGAAGUGGACUUGGUCAAUAUUUAUUCGACAAGAUCACACUGAAAGAAUAAACACGACUUCAGUUGAACUGUUUAUUCAUUGUUAUGUCGUUCAUGUAUUUCUCUGUACUGUUGUUAUUAUCAUUAAAUGAGUGAUUCUCACAA